CGAAACAGUCGUGUUGUUGUGUGAGUGCUGGCCAGACUCCACCGCCUGGUUGGCUCAUGUGGAGAGGAUAUAGUCUUCGUUUAGCUUCCUCUACUGCAAUUAGUAGCUGCCGUACCAUCACACAGCGGGGCCAAGAUGCCUGGUGGCUUGGACAUCCGUAACCUUGUGGGAAGUGUCAUCAACGCCGUCAAGAGUCGAGCCAAUAAGGUGUGCGCCGCCACCUGCGAUGGUCUGAUUCUUAGGAUGCACUACCGCUGGACCUUCUGUAUCAUGCUUGGUGGAUUCUUCACCACCUGGUACUCCUGGUACCACCGUGACGUCAUUAGCUGUGUUUCACACUUCAACGCUGAGACCCAAGUGCGCCUCGAUUACAUAAACAUCUGCCUCUCGUAUCCCUACCUGGAGACCGAGGGAGGCAGGCGGUACAUAUUAUUCUAUCGAUGGAUAUCAUGGUCUUUCCUCAUCCUUGCCGCUGUAUACUACAUCCCCAGGAAGAUGUCUAAGACCUUCGAUAAUAGCAAAUGCAAGGCCCUGUUGGAAGAUUUGGCAACUAACUCUCACCGCUACGACCAAACAGAGGCUCAGCUGGUGGAGAGAGCAGCACGCUAUAUGAUAUUUAACCUCAGGACUCACAACGGACUCUACUGGAAGUACCUCUGUGUCAACCUCGUAGCUCUGUUGGUCGAUAUAUUUGCUAUGCAUUACUUGGACUUCAUCCUGCAGGGGCGGUUUAUCCAGUAUGGCAUCAAGUCUUAUCCAUUCAAUCGAGAUCCACAGACUUUCUCAGACUAUAUGUCACAAACAUUUCCUCCAUUUGCUUCCUGCGAGCUUUCCUCUGAGAACCAGUUGGUCAACAAACGAACCGAGAAGUUUGGUUGUCACCUGACAAUCAUGGAGUUGUAUGAAAAGGUGUUCUUAGCCCUGUGGGUGUGGCUGAUUGCGCUAUGUUUUUUCACAUGCUGCUACAUUAUCUUUCUCUUUAUGAUGUGGCUUCCUUGGGUGAGAGUGUUGAUGAUUCACACCGCCAGGCCAGUGAACGGCAGAGACAAGGUUAGAAUGAUUAGCAAAAAAGUGAUGAAAAAUUGUAAGAUAGGCGAUAUCUAUCUCCUAUAUCGUUUGAAACAGCAUCUAAGCCAUGUAAGGUUCUAUGAACUGUCAGUGCGCCUGUCUGAACUCAACCUCAACAGUGAACAAAGGCAGAAAGCUACACCAGAGACGCAACCAGAACGUCAAGAGAAAACGCCAAUUGAUGACAUGGUGACCACAACAAUAAGGAACAGACGAUCAGCCGUGACCUUGGAUCCGUCCAAGGAUCCCCAGUACUUGUAUCAGCUCCUGGGAAGUUCUGAAUCCCUGGAAAAAACUUUACAGACUUUAACUCAAGACAAAAUACAGACCAAGAAAAAUACAAGUAUCCUUAUCGAAUAACUGAGUGAUUUCCGUCUAAUGACAACGUUAAGAGAUUAAUCUAAUGAAAAUUUAAUCACGAGAAAUCGAAAUGUAGAUAUGCAGCCCCUGUGGAGUGAGAGAUAAUCAAAUUUGAUCUUGGGAUAACUCCAUUUCCUUGGACCAAGAGCACUAUCAUCCCAGUACCUCUCUUGAAGGAUUAAAUCUAGCGAAAAAGUGGAGAAGACUCUUGAAAACGUUUUGAAACCUUCACUAUAACGACUGUGAUACUCGACGAAGCUUGAAAACUACGGAGAAACGUGUUCUGAUUUAUCCUUCAUUAUUAUGUGACAUAUAAAAAUGUACUCUGGAUCGUUUUAUGCUAUGACUUAUAACAGUUUAGAAUGCUUCUCUGCAGCUUAGAUAAUUAUAUAUUUUAGUAAAUAAAAAUGAAAUAGACGACGA
This is a messenger RNA of Cherax quadricarinatus, 1851 nucleotides long. RefSeq names its product innexin inx2. Lineage: Eukaryota; Metazoa; Arthropoda; Malacostraca; Decapoda; Parastacidae. Gene Ontology annotation, molecular function: gap junction channel activity. The record is from RefSeq and is a predicted model, not a curated record. Gene Ontology annotation, cellular component: gap junction; plasma membrane.